GAAAGUUGAAAUAAUAAACAAAUGGCUUUUAUACUUCAAGUUGAUUGUUUAUGUGAAGUUUUUGAAUAUUUAGAGGAUGAUAGGCCAACUUUAUAUUCAUGUUUAUUAGUUAACCGACUUUGGUGUAAAAUUUCCGUUAGAAUUUUGUGGAGGAAUAUUUGGAAUUUUGAUAUAUAUCAAAAAGACUCAUUGAGGGUAGCGACAUCCAUUCUUAGUACAUUAAUUGCUUGUCUUCCCAAUGAAUCAAAAGAGUUAUUACAUGAAAAUAAUAUUUUUAUUUCAACACCUACUUUCAAUCCACCAUUGUUUAAUUAUGCCAGAUUUUGUAAAGUCCUUUCAAUUGAUGUGGUUGAUGAUAUAAUAAAUGAAGUCCUUCCUGAAAAUAGAAUUAGUCAUCUAGCAACAAAUGAAAUCAUCAAAAUGUUUACAAAUCAAAUUUCUUCUUUGAAAAAAUUGACUUAUUAUGAUCACCUUAAUAUUUCUUUUCCUCAUUUUCCUAAUGCAAGAGACCUUUCAGAAUUAUGUUGUAAAUCAGAACUUCCAUCUAGUUUUUUUUAUCAACUAUCUCAGAUAUGUCAUAAUUUACAAUCAAUUUCUUUAGAUUUUUAUUGUAAUGAUGAUGUUUCAAAUGAGUUAAAAGAAUUAAUUUCUUUACAGAAUAAUUUAAAAAUUUUAUCUUUAUCAGCUUAUGAUGGAAAUUGGGCAGAUAUUAUACCUAUUAUAUUAAAGCACUCUCAUACAAUAACAGAAUUACGACUUUAUAACU
Rhizophagus irregularis DAOM 181602=DAOM 197198 is the source of this 766-nucleotide messenger RNA. RefSeq lists its product as uncharacterized. The record is from RefSeq and is a predicted model, not a curated record. NCBI's taxonomy places the organism in Eukaryota, Fungi, Glomeromycota, Glomeromycetes, Glomerales, Glomeraceae.